CGAAAAAAGUAAAAAAGGACCAAAACAAACGACCAAACCUGACGUACAAAGCGAGGCAAGAGAAAUGUCUCACUCCCAACAUCAAAGGCCGUUUUAAUCCGGUUCUCCAACCUAUCCACACUGAGCCCGACCUGAAACCGUGACAGCCUAUCCUCCCCUCUACUGCUACUACAAGUCUUCGACAAAUUCCAUCCAUUUUUCAAAACCGGUAAAUAAUAUGGAUCAAGGUGGUCAACCCGAGAAUCUCUCCCCAAUUUUAUCGGACCGAGUCCUAUUCAACGGGACGGUGAUUCCCCUCACGUUCACUGGUGAUGGGAAUCUCCGGUUUACAGGUAAAGGUCAACAGUGCUUGACCGUGGAGAAGGAUGUUCUCGGGUUCGCCUUGGAUGGCUCUCGAAUCCGAGUCAAGGCUGUUGUCGAAAAGAGAGAUGGAAUCUGCUGUUUGGGGAACAGGGGAGAUUUGGUGAGGCAGAGUUUCGUGUUCGAGCCUCUCUCGGAAGAUUCCCUCAGUCUAUGGUCUCAGAAGCUUCGUGAUUAUAUGGAUUCUCUCGGGCGGCCAAAGAGACUUUUGAUAUUUGUGAACCCAUUUGGAGGAAAGAAAUCUGCAACUAAAAUUUUCUCUCAAGAUGUAAAACCUUACCUGGAAGAUGCUGAUAUCCAGAUUACUGUCAUAGAAACUAAACAUCAGCUGCAUGCAAAAGAAGUUGCCAAAACCUUGGAUUUAUCAGAUUAUGAUGGAAUUGUCUGUGUUAGUGGAGAUGGAAUUCUUGUUGAGGUGAUAAAUGGAUUACUUGAAAGAGAAGAUUGGAGUGCUGCAAUAAAGAUGCCUAUUGGAAUGGUUCCUGCUGGAACAGGAAAUGGCAUGGUAAAGUCUUUGCUGGAUUCAGCUGGUGAACCAUGCAGCGCAUCUAAUGCCAUUCUUGCUGUUAUCCGAGGUCAUAAAUGUUCACUGGAUGUUGCUACUAUCUCACAAGGGAAAACAAGAUUUUUUAGUGUGUUGAUGCUUGCAUGGGGUCUGAUAGCAGAUAUAGACAUCGAAUCCGAGAAAUAUAGGUGGAUGGGGAGUGCUCGUAUGGAUUUCUAUGCUCUUCAACGAAUAUUACAUUUGAGGCACUACAAUGGACGUGUUUCUUUUGUUCCUGCUCCUGGUUUUGAAGAUUAUGGGGAGGCAACCUCUUAUCAUGGUGAACCUACCAGUGAAAAAAACCCAACUCAGGAGGAGUCUCUGAAAAUUCAACAGCAAGGGUACCUUGGGUCUGAUGUUAAGUUGGAGAAUAUGCAUUGGAGAACUAUUAGUGGACCAUUUGUUUCAAUCUGGCUUCAUAAUGUACCCUGGGGAGGUGAAGAUGUCAUGGCCGCACCCAAUGCAAAGUUCUCAGAUGGUUAUUUGGACUUGAUUAUGGUCAAGGACAUCCCAAAAUUAGCCUUGCUGUCGUUAAUGUCAAAGACGAACGAUGGGAGUCAUGCCAAAUCACCACACGUUAGGUACCUUAAGGUGAAGGCACUUGUGUUGGAGCCUGGUCCACUAGUUGAGGAUCCAACGAAGGAAGGGAUCAUAGACUCAGAUGGUGAGGUCAUCGCAAGGGGAAAUGUAACAUACGAGGGUGAUCAAAAGGGCCUUAUGGCCUACGAUAAGCUUCAAAUAACUGUGGACCAAGGUUUAGCUACUCUUUUUGCGCCUGUACAGGGCAUGGGUGUUGAUUGUGUUGAAUGAGUCCUAUUUUGUGAUUCCAUUUAUUUGAAACCAAGGAAAAGAAGUCCUUUUGAAAGUUGUUUUUAUUUAAUUUUGGCUGUACAAAACCAAAAAAAGUAUAAAUAAGGGGAUGUUGUUUGGUAAGUUGCUGGUCAAAAGGGUUUUGUUGUUGCUAAUAUUCCUUAUCUCUAUUGCAAUAUUAAGUUCCUGUUCUGAUGUCAGAAACAAUAAACAAAUCAAUUUGGCCCAAAAGAGGUGGAGGCUGAUCGUGGAUGAUUGUAUGUACAGCUCGAGAAAUUUGAUGCCUCAAUGCAAAGUAUUAGUACUACUAAAUUCGAACUUCCAUGGUCAUUGUCUAAUAAUGAGGGUAGAUUUGAUCUGAAACCAAAAAAAUUAGGGCUGCUAAUUUCUUGAGUCCCCACUAAAAUAAGAACUCCUCUGCUUCUGUUUCUUUGGUGGUUUGGUGUGCGGCGGCCGAUCAAAUUGAGAUGACCUAAAAGUCAAGAGAGUCAAAUCCAAUUAGGCGGAAGGCACUCUUGUCCUCCACCUCUUGUUUAGUGGUUAAGGAAAUAUUACGAAAACAUAGAAAUUUUGAUUUCGAGUUAGCUCUUGAACCCAAAAAACAAAAAAAGGUCGCACCUGUUUCUCUUCACAAUCGAGGCAUCCAAAUUCCGGCGAGAAGCAAUCGAGGCUCUCAAUCUCAUCGAGCAUUCGUUCUGAGCACACCAAUUCAAUGGUGAUUAAGUGCUUUUCAAUUGAAUUAAACUAACGUUUAGUUAGUGGCACUUCAUCCUUUCAAUGAAAAUUUUAAUCCCCACCGUUUCUAAUAUUACAAUGUUUGGAUCCAUGGACAGAUAUAUUCAGUAA
Durio zibethinus is the source of this 2560-nucleotide messenger RNA. It is a transcript of the gene SPHK1, whose product is annotated as sphingosine kinase 1. Lineage: Eukaryota; Viridiplantae; Streptophyta; Magnoliopsida; Malvales; Malvaceae. Gene Ontology annotation, cellular component: cytoplasm; intracellular membrane-bounded organelle; membrane. Gene Ontology annotation, biological process: phosphorylation; sphingosine biosynthetic process. The record is from RefSeq and is a predicted model, not a curated record. Gene Ontology annotation, molecular function: lipid kinase activity.